Molecule: messenger RNA, 498 nt
Organism: Microplitis mediator
Lineage: Eukaryota; Metazoa; Arthropoda; Insecta; Hymenoptera; Braconidae
Exons: 2
Coding region: 111-467 (118 amino acids)
Source: RefSeq, a predicted model, not a curated record
CUAUUUGCACUUUGAAUCAAUGCACUUGUGAUAAAGAUCAUUUUGCAAAAGAUCAGAUAACGUGUGCAUCUUUUACUAAGAUUCCCUGUUCCAGUAAAUUUCCAUGUACAAUGGAUCAUUCUCUGUGUAUGGAUAAUAUGUGCCAAUGUGAACCUACGUUUGUGUACAACUCUUCUAAAUGUAUUCCUCUUUACCUCGAUGGAUUUUGCAAAAGUAAUAAUGAUUGCAAUCAGAUCCUAAAUGCAAGAUGUUCAGCUGGCAAUGUAUGUGUUUGCGAUGAAAAUCAUAUUAAAUUCAGCGAAAAAGUCUGUACACCGGUGCUGUCACAUCAUUGUCUUGAAGAUGAAGAGUGUAUAGCUAUUAAUUCAAUUUGCACCAUGAAUAAAUGUCAAUGCAAACCACAUUAUGUGAGGCGAUGGACAAAUUUAUGUGAAUUAUGCAAGUUGAAAACUGAGUAUUAUUCGUGAAUAAAUAAUUAAUGAUAGAUGAGUAGUUCCA